CAAAACAAUCUGUGCUUUUGACAUUGCUUUUGCAGAUAAUUUUACUACUUGAACUUUUUUCUUUAUUUAAAAAAGCAGUGAUUAAUUAUUUAAAUAAAUCUUGUAGUAAUUAUGUAGUGAAUGUGAUCAACUCUUACAGCACCACUUUUUGCUACACACACUUUGAGUCUUUGAUCCAGCCAUGGCGACUCAUACGUCGUACAAGCAAGAUAUGCCACCGGAAGGAGGCUAUCGCCCUUUAAGCUUCGAACGUACAUUUCCCAAACGAUUUUUCACUGGUUGGAGGGUGCUCGGUUUACACAGCUUAGGUACGCUCAUCUUCUACUUCACGUAUAAAUACGACUGCACAAUGCACGCAAAAAAUGAAAUCGAACAUCGUAGCGGUUUUAUUGCCUUGACACCUAUGUUAGAAGCUGAAGCGGAUCGAGAGUAUUUGAGACAGCUACGCAAAAACCGCGAAGAUGAAGCUGAACUCAUGAAGAACGUACCCGGAUGGGAAGUUGGCAAACUCUACAGCGAACCAGUUUAUAAAACUAUCCCGGAGGACGAAUACAUUCGCCCUUCGGUGACGGAAUAUUACACUCAUACUAGAUUGAGAUACUUGUUCGAUUAUUUCGGUUUCAGACACACUCGUUGAGUUGUGGCAAUUUGUUGUUUUGUUAUUAUUUGCGGUAGUCAAAACUUGUAAUCGUUUAGCUGUAUUUUUUAAAAAUCGUAUAAGAAUUAUGUUUUAUUUCCUGUCUUGAAUCGCAUGCCUAUGAGGAUAGUUUCCACUCGUAAUUUCUGUACAUUUUUCUGAGUUACAUUGAUUCUAAUAUGCAACUGUAUGAUAUUUAAUUAUUAUACCGGAGUUCGUGAAAAUGUU
Molecule: messenger RNA, 865 nt
Organism: Planococcus citri (citrus mealybug)
Lineage: Eukaryota; Metazoa; Arthropoda; Insecta; Hemiptera; Pseudococcidae
Gene: ND-B16.6
Product: NADH dehydrogenase (ubiquinone) B16.6 subunit
Exons: 3
Coding region: 182-637 (151 amino acids)
Source: RefSeq, a predicted model, not a curated record